Molecule: messenger RNA, 1388 nt
Organism: Copidosoma floridanum
Lineage: Eukaryota; Metazoa; Arthropoda; Insecta; Hymenoptera; Encyrtidae
Product: clavesin-1
Cellular component (GO): membrane
Molecular function (GO): phosphatidylinositol bisphosphate binding
Source: RefSeq, a predicted model, not a curated record
GGUUUUGGGAGAUCGGGAGCUGGACGCUUCCCUGGCGAAUGUAAUCGGCAGCCCGUCGGAGAUGACGGAGUCGGCUGCCGUUCGCGGAGGAGGCGGGGCUCGGGCCGGUGAAGGAAGAGCCGGGGAGUCGCCGAGAUCGGCACCAGAAGCACCGGUGGCGCUCGAACCGUGAGGACUAUCGAAUUUUCGUAUCGAUACGCCGGGCCCGCGCGGUUUUUGGAUUUUUUUUCUUUCUUUCUUUCUUUUCUUUGCGACCGUUGGUUCCCGAGGUUGGCCAUGUCGGGGGACUUUGAACUGCAGACCGGGCCCCUCGACGAGGAGACCAAGGCCCUCGCGGUGAAGGAGCUCAGGGAGACCGAAGCAAACGUCAGGGAAGGCCUCCAGAAGCUCAGACAGCUGCUCGAAGCCGAGAAAACCUUAAACUUCAAAACGGACGACGACGACUUCCUCAAGAUCUUCCUGCGCCCGUGCAAGUACUACCCGGAGAGCGCGCUCGCCCUCAUGAGGCGGAUCGCCGAUUUCAAGCAAAAACAUGCAGCCCUCCUCGACAACAUAACACCCUCGGACGAGAAGUACGCCUUCAUGGAGCACAACGUGAUAAACGUCCUGAAACACCGGGACCACAAGCGCAGGCGGGUCAUGAUAGUCAACGCGGGUGGCAAGUGGGACCCGUCCAAGAUCAGCGCCGACCAGAUGUUUCGGCUCUUCUACAUGGUCCACGAGGCCGCGGUGCUCGAGCCCGAGACUCAGGUGCACGGCGUCGUCGUCAUAAUGGACUUUGACGGUCUCUCCAUGAAGCAAGUCCUGGCACUGACCCCGUCCUUCAGCAUGAGGCUUCUCAGUUUCAUCCAGGAAGCCAUGCCCCUCCGUCUCAAGGAGGUGCACUACGUGAACCAGCCGUUCCUCUUCAACAUGGUGUGGCAGAUGUUCAAGCCGUUCGUGAAGGAAAAGCUCAAGAGCCGCAUGUACUUCCACGGCACGAAGAUGAAGUCGCUGCACGCCCACAUGGUCCCCUCGCACUUGCCCAAAAAUUACGGCGGCCAGCUUCCCGAGAUCGACUACACGAGCGCCGAUUGGUACCCGACAAUCAUCAAGUACGAGGACCACAUAAGAGAAAUGAACAAGUACGGGUACAAAAAGGCGGAAUAGAGAGAUUUUGGCCCAACGAUAACGCCAGUGUCCACCCGAAACAACUUGAGAGCUGCACUUUGAUUCAAUGUGUCGUUACAUCGUCAACUAAAUCAAUGUAAUUUGUUAUACGUACAGCGUUGUUGAUUGUAUAUUUAUGUUAUUUUAUGUUAUGUUAUCGGUCUUAUGUAUACACAUAUAAGUAUAUGCUUGUUAACGUUUUAAUAGAAGUUUAAUUUAACGUGGUUGAAACUACAAAA